Messenger RNA from Carassius auratus (goldfish), 1510 nucleotides. RefSeq names its product B-cell receptor CD22-like. The record is from RefSeq and is a predicted model, not a curated record. Bases 94 to 1458 code for a protein of 454 amino acids. The transcript has 9 exons. NCBI's taxonomy places the organism in Eukaryota, Metazoa, Chordata, Actinopteri, Cypriniformes, Cyprinidae.
UUUAAAAAGAGGAAGGAAAAAGCAACAGAAGAACAGUUUCCGCUUGCAUUCGCAGCUCAGUCUGCUGGAAUCUAUUGGCUGAAACUACAACAAAUGAUGUCAUUGCUCAUAAUUCCUUCUCUUUCUCUGAUGUUCCUGCUCAUGAUUCCAGGAGUUUAUGGCAGUAGUUGGGGUGUGCAUUAUGGCUCUUCACAGAUCUGUGCAUUAAAGAACUCAUCAGUGAUAAUGAGCUGCAAUUAUACAUAUCUUACUGGAUAUCAGAUCACUAAAGUGUUCUGGAGCAGAACACUUGUUAAAAAUGCUUAUAAUGAGCUUACAGAUCUGUCUAUGGACCCUGAAUACAGUCAGAGGCUUCAGUAUUUGGGAGAUGAACAGAAUAAUUGCACCACCAAGCUAAGUCAUGUGACACAGAAGGAUUCACACAUGUACUAUUUCAGAUUCAUAACUGAAAAACCUGAUGGAAAAUGGACCGGUGAUCCAGGAGUGUCUCUUACUGUCACAGAUCUUCAGGUGGAGUCUCCUGAGACAGUGAAAGAGGGUCGGAAAGUCAGUCUGACAUGUAAAAGCAGCUGCGCUCUGACUGACAGAGCAACAUUCAUCUGGUACAGAAACUCACAGCCAUUAACUGAGAGAGGAGACAGAAACAAUCAACUCCUGCUGCAGUCAGUCAGAAGAGAGGAUGCAGGCAGAUACAGCUGUGGUGUACAGGGACACACUUACAUCUCUCCUGCUGUUCAGCUCACUGUCACGUACCCACCCAGGAAUGUCUCACUGUUCAUAAAUGGAUCUGCUGAAACAGUGGAGGAAGAUUCAGUGACUCUGAUCUGCAGCAGUGAUUCAAACCCUCCUGCUCUGAACUUCAGCUGGUUUCAGGAGAAUCAAAGCUCCUCUGUUGGAUCUGGACAGAGUUUCAGUGCACUACAGAGUGGACGCUUCUACUGUGAGGCUCACAAUCAACAUGGAUCUAAGAAAUCGGCAGUUAUAUUAGUGACCGUCCGUCAAGGUCUGGAUUGGCCUGUCUGGUUGGGAAUCACAGUGGCUUGUGUUGGAUUAUUCCUAAUCAUCAUCAUCAUCAUCAUCAUCAUUCUUAAAAUAUUUAAUGUCUAUAAAACCAGGAGAAAACGAAGAAGUACAAAAGCUGAAGUCGACACAGUAAAACAGGAUGAUCUGUACGCUAAUGUAAAUGAGAAGAAUGUUCAACUGUCUGAAUCAGCCAUUUGUGAUGAUGCUCUGUAUGCCAGCAUUUUAUACAGCAAAUCUAGAAGAGACAGAAAUGAUGAUGCAGAAGAGAUCCAGUACGUGACCGUCCAACAUCACAAAACCAAACCGACAAAGAGAGCAGAGGAAAACGAAAGCCAGUAUGACAAUCUCAUGAUUCACCAGCCUGCUGCUGCUGUGAGGCAAUUAGAUGUGGAAACUGUGGAAGAGGUCUCUGUGAUCUACAGCAGUGUUAAAUGAAUGAAAGACCAUCAUGAAGCCUGUGUUUAUACAUCAAUCUGGUCUGCUGGGA